This is a messenger RNA of Exophiala xenobiotica, 2190 nucleotides long. RefSeq lists its product as uncharacterized. Gene Ontology annotation, biological process: regulation of DNA-templated transcription; DNA-templated transcription. The record is from RefSeq and is a predicted model, not a curated record. Gene Ontology annotation, cellular component: nucleus. The transcript has 2 exons. Lineage: Eukaryota; Fungi; Ascomycota; Eurotiomycetes; Chaetothyriales; Herpotrichiellaceae. Gene Ontology annotation, molecular function: DNA-binding transcription factor activity, RNA polymerase II-specific; zinc ion binding; DNA binding. The coding region runs from base 1 to 2190 and encodes 729 amino acids.
AUGGCUGAUGCCGAAGACACCCAUUCCGCGCUGGAGCCGCGCCGGGCUUGUCAGGAGUGUAAUCGAAAGAAGACGAAAUGCGACAUGAGACGUCCAGUUUGCGGCCUGUGUUUGCGUACCGGGAACACCUGCAGUUUUCCAUCAAAACGAAAAAAACCCGUCCUCCGAAAGCCUCAUUUGAAGGUCCAGUCCCGGAAAAUUAGUGAUAGCUUGUCCAGAUUGGUGCAAGUCCUUGAGACAGCUUCUCGGGCCGGCGAAGAAACCGAUGUUUCCAAUGGCACACGAGAGAUCCCUCAAUCGUUGCUCAAAGAUUCUCUCAAAGGCCUCCUUGCUGAGAUCAGGACCUCUGAUACUCAAGCAAACAGCAGUAGUGGCCCGGCCACUGAACAAGACGAGGGCCAACCUUCUGAGUCCACUGGAGAAAAUGUUGAAGACGAAGACGAAGAUGUCGACGGCGAUGGGCUGGAGUUCCCUCAUAUACGGGGCCCGGAUCGCGAGUCCUUGACUGCUAAUAAUACGGUUCACUCAGAAGCUUCUGAUUUGGACAACGGAAUCUCCUGUUCAGUUGCCAUUGAUCUGGUCAACUCUUUCUUUGAAAAGGUGCAACCAUGGCUACCGAUCUUGCACAGACCACGAUUUCAAGCACGUUAUGAGAGUAAGCUCCUGGUGGCGGGUGAUGUUAUGAAGGGUCUCUCGGCGGAUGAGUGUCUCUUAUUCUAUGGCAUCUUUGCAUUGUCGGCGCGAUUCUCGAGCCAUCCAAGAUUCAGCAAUAUUCCUCCGAACAAGCGAGGCCAGGAUUUUGCCGAACGGGCCAAAGAUGUUUACACCCAAGGUCGAACCUUGAAGACCCCUUCUCUUAUGUACCUACAGGGCUGCAUUCUGCUUGCAUUCUACUUCUACACUUCCGGGCCGACUCAUCAAGGCUGGCUUCUCAUCGGGGUCUGCGUCCGCAUGGCGUACGAUCUUGGCCUCUUCGAAAUCGACGAGGAUGAUUGGACACCAGCCAGUCCUGUUGACCACGUUGAAAAGGAGGAGCUAAGGCGAGCUUGGUGGUUGGUGUGGGAGCUUGAUACUUUUGCCUCCACUGUUUCGCGGAAACCCUACGCGAUUGACCGGAAAAGGAUGUCGGUGACCCUACCAAUCUCUGAUGAAGCCUGGUUCUCCGAAGUUGAUGUGCCAUCUGCCGAGCUGAAUUUGCAACCUGGGCAGUCUUGGAGGUCACUGCAUGGAAGCGCAAACCAGGAUGAAAGAGCUUGGUUUCUGGUCGCAAAUAGCUUUAUGGCAACACUCCACGAUCGGCUGCAGCAGAAACAAGAUGUGUCUCCCGACGAGAAGCUGACCUUGGAGAACGAAGUCUGCUGCUUCAAAUUGGCGCUUCCCCCUUCGCUUCGGUUGGAUAUCGACACACUGACCUUCACCCCCUCGUCCUUUGCAAGGUGCAAUUGGGUCAUUGGCACUCAUCUCAUGUUGAUGGCAACCUCAUUCAUGGUGGCCGGCAUUGUCACCGGAGAAAGCGACGAUAAUAGCAUAUCAGGCCUGAGUGCAAGCGGAAUAUCACCCUUACGUCAACGCGCCAUCGACCUGUCACGGAUCAUCAGUCUCUGGGAUACGCGAUAUAUCGUAGUGGCGCAUCCCUUUUUGGCUUGCAUGAUGCUUCCACCCUAUGCCGUGGACAGCAGCGUCUACAGAACACAGUCACUCAUCUCUUCUACACACGACUUGGCUAAACUGGUGCUAGAGCACUUCGCUGAAAGGUGGAAACUAGGUUCGGUCGUCUCAGAAAUUGCGAAGAUGAUGGAGCAAGGAGGACCGCGCAACCCCGAAGAGAAGCAACUCGUCAAACGAUAUGCGGUCUUCUUCCGGAUACCUCGACUGAGUGGCAACAGCCCCGCAUUCCUUCAGCCUGACUAUGGCCAACUAGACAGGAACGGAUCGACAACCGGCGAGGAGACACUUUAUGCUGGUCAAACGGAACCCCAGCAACGACAAGUCCAACCUCUGCAAGGGUUUGCAACAUCCAUCGGGUUGCCGGGUCAAACCAACUUGUCAAACUACCAAGCUCCAAUGUUCGACUCUCAGACAUUUCCACCAUUGCAUGCUAAUGCUUACGAGUCGAGUAACGAAGUUGACCUCGGCUUCUCGGAGUUCUUUGGCAGCUACCAAGACACAGAUCUAUGCUGGCUAAAGUAA